GCAAUGGGACCGUUGCUUUAAGAGAGUGUUUAUGCUGUGAAGAGUUAAUAUUCGGGGGGGGGGCUCCUCCAGGCUUUGUGGUUGCAACAUGUUUGACUUGGAAAUGACUCACUUCUGCUGUUAGGAGAUUUAUAAACUUGAGAAAGCAGGAGGGAAGGCAUGGAUGAAUUGAGGGAACAGGGAGGGCAGAGCAAAGCUUGAGCCACAGAGGAAGUGGAGAAAGAGAUCCAGCAUUGCUUUGCUUCAGUUCCAGAAAAAGUCAUUUCUGGAGUGCUCUGUGGAGUUUCCUACGAGAAAUUGUCACUCUGUGCUGCUAUCGGGGACUGCAGAGAAACUGGACACGAGGAUGCCACAGCUAAUGCUGCUGCUGCUCCAGGUCUUUGCUUUUAUUCGCUCUGCCAAAGGUGCUGCUCUGAACCGAGUGGAGGAGAAAGAAGUCCUGGACUAUCUGCUACAAUUUGGAUACUUACAGAAGCCACUGGAACAGUUCUCAGAUGCCUUCACAGAAGAGGAGAUUGAAGAUGCUGUGAGGUCCUUCCAGCUUGUAUCAGGACUGCCUGCUACUGGACACAUGGAUGCAGUAACCCUUUCCCAGAUGCGGCAACCCCGUUGUGGCGUGGAAGACCCCUUCAAUGAGAGAACCCUCAAAUAUCUGCUCUUGGGACGUUGGCGCAAGAAGCACCUGACUUACCAGAUCUACAGCCACAGUGAGGACAUGGGGGCUGGAGCCACACGCACUGCCAUCCAGACAGCUUUCAAGUACUGGAGCGAUGUCACCCGGCUCACCUUCCAGGAGGUGUGGACCCGCCAUGCUGACAUCCGCCUCUCCUUCCAUGGUUCCUCUUCUCGGGGCUGCUCACGGCCCUUCGACGGGCCUGGGCACGUCCUGGCCCAUGCUGACAUCCCCGAAUUAGGUACGGUCCACUUUGAUUCAGAUGAGCACUGGACAGAAGGGACUCCACGUGGUGUCAACCUGCGCAUCAUUGCUGCCCAUGAGAUUGGGCACGCUCUGGGGCUGGGCCAUUCCCGGCAACCAGCUGCACUCAUGGCACCCACCUACAGCGGCUACCAGCCACGCUUCCGUCUCCACCGUGAUGACAUUGAAGGCAUCCAGGCCCUCUAUGGCAAGAAGACUGUGCCGCUAACAACAACAACAGUGACCUCUCUGGCCCGCACUACUGCCCCUGCUGUCUCACUGAAGCCUAGUAAAAUCCCUAACCCAUGCAAAGAUGGGCUGGAUGCUAUCAUGCUGGGGCCAUAUGACAAGACUUACGCUUUCCGUGGUGACUACGUGUGGACAGUGACAGACUUUGGUACCAACCCACCUUUGAAGAUCUCAGCACUGUGGAAGGGUUUGCCUGGGUGGCUGGACGCUGCUGUGCAUUCUCCUCGUACUGGACGCACUUACUUCUUCAAAGGCAAUAAACUCUGGCGUUACCGAGGAUUCAAGGUGGAUCCUGGCUAUCCAAAACCCCUCACCCGUAUCCCAGCUAAGAUAGAUGCUGCCCUUUAUUGGCCAGUGAACAAGAAGAUCUUCAUCUUUAAGGACACCAGCUACAGGCAGUGGGAUGAACUGGGAAGCCAUUUCACCAACCACCCCACGAAGAUCUCCAAACUUUUCACAGGGGCCCCGUCCCACCUGGAUGCUGCAUUCACCUGGGAGAACGGCAAGGUCUACUUUUUCAAGGGAGGCAUCUACUGGAGGCUCAAUGAUCAACUACGAGUCGAGAAAGGCUACCCACUGAGCACAGCCGAGCGCUGGAUGCAUUGCUAAUGCUUGCAGUGAUGUGCUCCAGGACUAGCACAACUUCCAAUUACUCAUAGACUCAGAAGAAUGAGUAGAGAUAUUUUUAACAGACCCAACACUGACACCUAGAGGCGGAAUUUAGGAACAACAGCUUUUCUGGAAAGGACCAAGUUGGGAGCAGAUACAAAAAUAAUUGCCAUCUUGUAAUUCUGUUCCUGCUGUGCAUUUUUACCUUUUUAAAUGCUAGACCCAUAAACCUUCCAUUCACCUUGGCAUCGGUGUGAGUGGCAGAAGGGGCUAGCCUUGCUUCAGGACACAGGAGGCCUUGGUGAGGGACAGGGGUGUAUGUGACCAAGACACUAUCUUGAUAUGAGAAGACAGUAAAACAGUUUAACGCUACAGUAGGCCCCUGCUUUUCAGCAUUCCGCUAAUAUGGCAGCUUUCAAUUAGAGUAAGGCCCCACUCAUAUGGUGCUUGUUCCGCUUUUACAGCGUUUUUCGGGCGCUGGGCACCAGUUUAUUGAUGGAGUUCCACUUUUCGGCAGGGGUCUGGAAUAUAACCUGCUGUAUGAGUGGGACCCUACUGUAAAGAGUAAAUAAAAAGAUGAUCUGAAAGGGGGUAUGAUAGAGGUAUCCUUGCCCACUGUUGUGUCUGGUCAAACAGGCCUGUAGGUUUUUGUAGCAGAAUACUGACUGCUCACUUUUCCUUGUAUCUCCAUCAGUAGAAGAGCUAGACAUUUUAAUUUUUUUAAUUAAGGAUGACAUUUCAGGUAAAAUGUCUGGAAUAUCCUUGAGGGGCAGGGGGCAGGUCCUUGCACCGUGAACACACAAACUUGUGAUCACUAUUACAGAUUCAGAGGGUUAUUUUUAUUGUAUUCCAUGUGAUCUCAUAGAGCUAGCAAUAUGAGGACUCUAAACCACAGGGCUUAAAUGUACAUAACUGGCACUUAUUCCAGAUUUACUCAGCCCACAAUAAAGAGUAUGAUU
Rhineura floridana is the source of this 2733-nucleotide messenger RNA. It is a transcript of the gene MMP19, whose product is annotated as matrix metallopeptidase 19. Bases 347 to 1774 code for a protein of 475 amino acids. The transcript is spliced from 9 exons. Gene Ontology annotation, cellular component: extracellular matrix. Gene Ontology annotation, molecular function: zinc ion binding; metalloendopeptidase activity. Gene Ontology annotation, biological process: proteolysis; collagen catabolic process; extracellular matrix organization. NCBI's taxonomy places the organism in Eukaryota, Metazoa, Chordata, Lepidosauria, Squamata, Rhineuridae. The record is from RefSeq and is a predicted model, not a curated record.